UGUCGCUUUAAGUUCGGUCCUAGAGAUGCAGUUUAUCCUGCUAGGGUGACCAGACAUGCCGAAAAAUCCGGGACAGUCCCGAAAUCUAAGCUGUUGUCCCGAAUCCCCAAACUGGCCUUAAUUGUCCCGAAAAAUACUAAAGCGAAAUCUUGAUAUAAAAAACUGUGCGUGGAAGUUGAGUCGUCCUGCAGUCGGCCUCCUCAAGUUCCAGCAGCCGUGCGACGACAGUAAAUGACCUUUGAAUGUACAGUGAAUGUCCUUUAAUGUCUGAUGUCGGGUUACACUUAAAUCAUCUACCCGUACCCAAUUAUUUAUUAUUUAUAAUUCUUUUCCUAAUUAAUGAACAAAAAAUUAGUUGUAAUAAUAAUUUUGGUAUAAGGCUCAUUAGGCUAUAGCCUGAAAGGUCUGAUUAGCAACACAUUAAUACCCCCCAAAAAAGGAAUCAGAGCCAGAGCUGUAGAUACUCCACAAACUUAAUGAUUGAACUUUGAAAAUGUUUCCUAUGUUUCUGUAAUAGCCUACAUUUCUGAUCCUCGUGUCUGAGGGAAACUUUAAACUGUAAUCUCCCGUCGCUCCGCCUUCAGCAGAAUCACUUCAGUCUUCGGCUCGGAUUGUGUUUGAGAAACUCUCGCAUUUUCACAUCAAAGAUGUUCCUUGUUUCUGUGCUGUUGUGCGGACUGGUCCUCUGUCCUCUGUGUCUGAGGCUGCUUUUCCCCUAUUUCUGGGCAGACUUUGUUUACCACACAGAACUGGUGCGGAUUUUACUCAAAUUCGUGUCUCGCAGAAGAAGGCGACCUUUGUUUUUCGCUUUGGACAGAUUUUUAGAACAGGUCGAAACGCGGCCGAACAAGCCGUUCAUUGUAUUCGAGAAGGAAAUCUACUCGUUUAAAGACGCAGACAGAGAGAGCAACCGAAUAGCGAACGCGUUGCGCGGCGCGUCGGGUCUGAAGCCCGGAGACACCGCGGUUCUGUUCAUGAUAAACGAGCCCGCCUUCAUCUUCUGCUGGCUCGCGCUGGCCAAGCUCGGCUGCGCAUGCGCACUCCUCAACACCAGCAUCCGCGCACGGAGUCUGGUCGCGAGCUUCAGAUGCUGUCGCGGGGCCGCCGUCCUGAUCGCGUCGGAGGCUCUGCAGCAAGCCGUAGAGGAGGUGAGAGAUGAUCUGGAGGACGUGACCGUCUUCUUCAUGUCUUCAUCAGAGCUCAGAUCAUCAGGCAUGAAGAGUUUGAGAAGACUAGCUCAGGAAUCGUCCGACUCAGCCGUUCCUCCAGCGCUCAGAGCAAACGUGUGCUUCAGUUCUCCGGCCGUGUACAUAUACACAUCUGGAACCACAGGUCUUCCUAAAGCAGCUGUGAUCACUCAGACGCGUCUGCUGGCUGCUCUCGCUGUGCUGGCGGCGAACGGCGUAACACACACCGACGUGAUCUACGUGACUCUUCCUCUGUAUCACACCGCGGGCUUCCUCGUGGGCUUCAUGGGCUCCGUCGAGACAGGUUCAACUAUAAUAUUACGGCGUAAGUUUUCCGCUUCUCAGUUCUGGGACGAGUGUCGGACUCACGGCGUGACGGUGAUUCAGUAUAUCGGAGAAGUUCUGCGUUAUCUCUGCAACACACCGAAGCGCGAGGGCGAGCGAGAGCAUGCGGUGCGUCUGGCGAUCGGGAACGGGCUCCGGCCGGACGUGUGGAAGGAGUUCCUCCAGAGAUUCGGUCCCAUCGACAUCAGAGAGUUCUACGCCUCCACUGAGGGAAACCUGGGCUUCGUCAACUACACUGGGAAACUGGGAGCAGUGGGACGGGUCAGCUGGUUGCACAGGAAACUGUUCCCGUACGCCCUGAUCCAGUACGACACCGAGCGAGACGAGCCGGUCAGAGACUCCAGAGGCCUGUGUGUGGAGGUGCCUAGAGGGCAGACGGGGCUGCUGGUGUGUGAGAUCACCGGACUCGCUCCGUUCGUGGGUUACGCGCAGAACCAGCAGGAGACGGAGAAGAAGAGGCUGCGUCACGUUCGGAAGAGCGGAGACGUCUACUUCAACAGCGGCGACUUGCUGAAGAUCGACCACGACAACUUCAUCUACUUCCAGGACCGAGUGGGAGACACGUUCAGGUGGAAGGGAGAGAACGUGGCCACCACUGAAGUCUCGGACAUCAUCGGCACGCUCCCGUUCAUCCAGGAGGGAAACGUCUACGGAGUUCGUGUUCCAGGUCACGAGGGCCGGAUCGGGAUGGCAGCACUCACACUGAUGGAGGGAAUGGAGUUUGAUCGUGACGCGAUGUUCACCCACGUGUGUCGGUUCCUGCCCGCUUACGCCCGACCUCGCUUCAUACGCAUUCAGAACUCGAUGGACGUGACCGGCACCUUCAAGCAGCGGAAGCUCGGGCUGGUGGAGUCCGGCUUCGGUCCCAGCACCGCCUCGGACCCGAUGUUCUUCAUGAGUGACAGCGAGAGGACGUACGUCACGCUGACCCCAGACAUCUACCAGCAGAUCAUAUCCCACCGCAUCAAACUCUGAUCCAUAACUGAUCAUAUCUGACCUCAUCAAUCUCUGAUCCAUAACUGAUCAUAUCUGACCUCAUCAAACUCUGAUCCAUAACUGAUCAUAUCUGACCUCAUCAAUCUCUGAUCCAUAACUGAGAUUGUUUGGGUCAACAUUCUAACCUCUCCCAGCAAACAAUAUCUACACGGAUACGGUCCUCUUCUGUUCUGUUCUCUAACUCUACAGUACAAUACUAUACUCUACACUACUGUACUCUACUGUACUCUACUAUACUCUACACUACUCUACUGUACUCUACGCUACCUCUACUCUACCUAUAGUGUACUCCACUGUACUCUACCUCAACAAUACUCUACUGUUACAUGUCAACACGUAUGGAAUUACGAUACUCCAUAAUGAAAGCAAAGUCAUUUCAUUUCAUGUGUGUGGUCAGAUCAAACUGAUGCUGUGUUUAAACUGGGAUAGUCCUGACGAACUGAAGAGAUUACACACUUCUGAAUGAUGAGCUGCUCCUCAAAUCACUGUCAGAGUUAUUUCAGUUACUGCCAUUCGUUUAUUAAUGUCUUGAUCAGUAUUUUGUUCUUGUAUUUGCGUUACUGAUGUUACGAAGCUUGUCAAAAAACUUGAUUACAUGCAGUCUAUGAAAUCCAUGUAAUAAAUAUUAUACUUAAUGUAA
Molecule: messenger RNA, 3168 nt
Organism: Pimephales promelas (fathead minnow)
Lineage: Eukaryota; Metazoa; Chordata; Actinopteri; Cypriniformes; Leuciscidae
Product: zgc:158482
Biological process (GO): long-chain fatty acid import into cell; long-chain fatty acid metabolic process
Cellular component (GO): endoplasmic reticulum membrane; plasma membrane
Molecular function (GO): long-chain fatty acid-CoA ligase activity; long-chain fatty acid transmembrane transporter activity
Source: RefSeq, a predicted model, not a curated record